AAUAGUUUACAUGUUUCUGCUAUGAGACUAAUGAAGUAGAGAGAUCUAGAUUUUUUUCUAGACCUUUAGAUCUAGAAGCUAGAUCUAUCUAUUCAAAUUAUUUCUAGAUGCUAGAUCUUACCCAAAAUGAAGUGAAGGUGAGAACUUACAUUGAAUUCUUUUGCUAUGGCCCAACGUAGAAGUGACGAUUUAAAUCUGAGUCUUACAGGAUCUCAGUUAUCUUUAGCCUCUGCUAGAUCUAGCUUGAAUCAUGCUGGCUCUGUUCACAGUAAACGUGCUAAUUCAAUGGUGGAUAUUCGUCCUAAAAAGGUCACAAAGGAUGCUAAUAAUGGUUCAGAAGAGGCUAGAACAAGCAGAAGAGGCUCACUAAAAGGUGAAUCACCUUUAUGCAGUCAAAGAAGUUCUGCCAGUCAAUCUUCAUCUCAGUUAGCCAGUGGCAACCCCAGCAGAAAUGGUGCUCAAGCAGAUGAAUUCCUAAUGUUGUUUGAAAGCUCCACCAACCCUAAGAUAAAACAGUCUUUAAAUGGCACCAGUACAAAAAUGCAGAGAUUAAAGACACCAGUGGGCACUAGCAAAACAAUAAAAAAUGGAUUGAAAACUAACCCAGUGAUUGCCAAGCCUGCUUGGGCUUCAAAACCCACAUCAGGAAACACAACAGCAAGAUCAGAAGAACCUCAUAAUAUAUUCCGUCCAGCUUCAGCGCAGAGCACUGAUGAACUUUACACCCCCCAUCACAUGAUGGAUGAUUUCGGCAAUGCCCUGUCCAGUUCCAUCAACAAGUUACAGAAUCUCCAGAACCAACUGUCUGGUGUGAACCGGCAAGAUGGCAACACAAAUGGGAACAAUUUAGCCCUGGACAGCUUCAGGUCCACAGAUACCCUAACACCUGGAGAUAGUUCCCCACCUCUUGUCAUAAAGAGCUCUGUUGAUGAUUUUAUACAAGAUAUAAUGGAUAGAACACCACGCCAUGAUAAAGACUGGGAUGUACUAAACAGCAGUAGAUCAAUUCAGUCUUCCAAAAGCUCUGGAAGGAGAGCAGAGGGCGUUGAAAAUUUUGGGCCUGUUUCUUUGGCUAAUAAUAUAAGUCGGCCGGGGCAGAAACAAAAAGAAAAGGCCACUUUAUCGUCCAUGGAGAACUCUUACCAAAACAUCAAACACAAAACUCCUGUUAAUCAGGUUAGGGACAGCACAGAGUCUUCAGGUCAGUCACGUAGCUUACGAAGCGAUUCAAAAACAUCUCAGCCAAGCAAUGUACAGAACAAAACCUUUAAGCAUAAGCCUGGAUCUAAUAAAGACUCUUCUAAAAUGCAAAAUGUGGAGGAUUACAUUGGGCUGUUCAAUGCUUCUGCUCUAAAAAUACAGAAGUGGUACAGAAGACACAAAACCAGACGUGCCGCUGCAGAAGCUGCCAUUAGAAGGCUCUUGAGUCAAAAGAAACAGGAUCUGGAUCAAAAACUCUCCCAGUCAGUAUCUGGGACAGAGGAGGAAAAAUCUCAAGCUAGAUCAAAAUUACGUGAAGAGAAAACUAGAGAGGCUAGACAACAAGCUAUAAAAGAUCUGAAGAAGAAGAGAGAAGAGCACAAAUUGGAAGUCAAACAGUUAGCUGAAGAUAGCAUUAGGUUUCUACAAGCUACAGGUAAAAUUACCAAAGGUCCAUCAAAAGGCCCCCUGAGUAAGAAAAAGAAAAUGCCCCAAGAAACUGAGCACAAAGAUGGAGAGUCAUCAAGAGACUUGGCUGGCCAGAAUGCAACUGUUUUAUCUCCACGCUCUGAUGGUCAGAGUUCUGCUGUUGUUAAAGAUGAGACUGAAACAGAGGGAGCCUUUGGUGGCACAGAUGUUAACACCAACACACGCACCACACUGGAAGACCUGUACAGCACACUGAAGAAACUGGAAGAGGAAGAAAACUUCCUCACUGCUCGCUCAGAAAAAAGUCCAUCUUGGUUGCAUGAAUUGGAGAAAAGUCAAGAAGGGGAACUUGAAUCAAACUUGACAGCUGAAAAUUUGCAGAAACUCAAUUCUAGGAAAGAUGGGCUUUCAAAAAGUGGCUUUCUCACUGAUGACAAACUUAAAAGUAUUAUAGACUUCCUUGAUGAAGUACAAGUCACUGACAGAUUAAGUGAAAUAGAUACAGAAAUCAGCCGGCUGAAUGAGGACUUAGAAAAGCCAGCCCUACUGGUGCCCUCAGCCUCAGAGAUUGCCCAGAUUGAGCAAGCCCAGGCUACAGCUUCUGAGGUCACCAGCACUGUCCUGUCUCAGAGGUUGGAACUGGAUGAGAAGAAGAGAACUGUUUCUAUGCUGCAGAAAGCUUUGAACCAGCAACGAGAGCUUACUGUCAGGCAUGCCCGAGAGACAGAAAAGGAAAUGAAAAAGAGGCUGGAUAUUCAGAAAGAAGAGUAUGAAGAGGCUAUUAGAAGACAUUUGUCAUUUAUUGAUCAGCUGAUAGAUGAUAAGAAAAACAUGGGAGAGAAAUGUGAAAAACUUCUGACAGAACUCAAGACUGUUGACAAAAAAUAUCAGGACAAAAUCAAAUCUCUUGAAUCAAAUCAUGCUAUUGAGAUGACCAAGCUCAAGGAAGUGCAUGCUGCAGCAGAGAAGCUGAGGAGAGAAAAAUGGAUUGAAGACAAAACUAAAAAAAUAAAGGAAAUGACAGUGAAAGGUCUAGAACCAGAGAUCCAGCGCCUGAUAGCCAAACACAAAAGUGAUCUGAAGAAAAUCAAGCAAAUCCACGAGGCUGAGUUGUUGGAGUCUGAUGAGAGAGCAGCACAGAAGUAUGUUAAAAUGACAGAGGAACUGAGGGACCAGCUGGCAGCUGAGAAAGAGGCAGCUAUCGCCAGGGAAAGGGAAUCUGCUAAACUAAGGUAUGAGAAACAAAUGCAGCAUGAAGAAGAAGCUUACCAGCAAAAACAGAGGCGUCUGUACCAGGAGGUUCAGGAAGAAAAGGAGCGCCUGGCCACCACGUCGUCACGUCAAAGAGCUGAGCUUGAGAAACUACAACGGCAGCUGGAAGAUAAUCAUCGGCAUGCUCUUGAAGCAAUGAAAGAGGAGUUUGAUAAGACUAGAGAUGAACAGGAAAAGCGACAUAAGGCAGAGAUAAAAAUGCUGCAGGAGAAGUUGAAGGUUGAGAAAGAGUCUUGGGAAGAAAAUUAUAUGAAGCGCCAUGAGACAUGGCUGGUACAGAAGGAGAGGGAAUUGAGGGACCAGAUAAAGAAGGAAAGAGACAAGGAGAUUGAGUUGGUUAUUGAAAGGCUAGAAGAAGAUGCAUCAACAACUAGAGAAGAAAAUGAAAGAACUACAGAACAAAAGAUCAGGAGGAUCAGAGAGAAAUUUGAAACUGAGACAAGAGAGCUGGAGCAGUCAGAAAGGAAAGCUGUUCAGAGAUACAAUGAGAUCAAGGCUAAAAUGACAGAAGUUGAAGGAGAAAAUGAAAGGCUUAAAGUUAUUAUCAAGCAAAAGGAACAGGAAAUAUUUGAUAACAAAAAACUACUGGAGAAAAUGCAUUCUGAGCGCAGCCAUGUCUCUGACAUAAUUCGUCAAGAGUUUGCAGAUAGAAUUGUGGCUACAGAUGAAGAAAACAAACGUAUAAAGCAUGAGAUUUCAGAGCUGAGAGCUAGGCACCGUAUUGAGUUGGAAAAGGCACAGAGAGAUAUGGAGGAGUUAAGAAAAACUAAGGAUGAAGAGAUGGAAGAGGUCCACAAGAGAGUGAAGCAAGCAAUAGUUAAAAAGGAAGAGGUUGUGAAUCAGCUGAAGCAGCAGUACCAAGCAGCCAAUAAAAGAGCAGAUCACUUGGAAGGUUUACUAGAGCAACAACGCAAGCAGCUGUUAAAUCAUAAAUAAUUUAAUUAUUUUUAACUUUUAAUGAACGGUAAUGAUUUGCUACAUAAGCAUUUCCACUUAUUUAUUCCAUGCCAAGUUUUUUAAUUAGCAUUAUUUUGAAGAGAGAAAAAAACCUGUUAAAUCAUUAUGGGUUAGAGAAAGUUUACAAUCCAUGACAGAGAAAGGAGUUUGUGUGGUGCAGCACUUAUGGCCAGUACAAUGUCACCAUCUGCCUCCCAACUAAAACAAGUUAUCUAUCGAAACUCGAUAGAGAAACCCGAUAGAUUAUGUUGACGGUGGUCAUCACUUAACACUUAAGUUAGAGGAAAAGUACAUUCUAACCAUUGGAUAACCUGUUUUCCAGCCCAGUAAGAAAACUUUAAAAAAUAAUGUGUUAUUAAUUAGUUAAGAUGGUUGCUUAACUUCUUAGGCCACCAUACUGAACGAUUGUUUUUGAGCUUAGAAUUUCAUACACCCCUCCCCUGUGAGCACCUUUUAGCUUCCAUUUUUGCCAGAAUAACAUACCAAGUAUUGGUUUAGUUGCAUUUACUUUGUUGCUUAAGUUUUUUUUUAAUCUUUUUUUUAAAACCUAUAUUUAAUACUAAAAUCUGAAGUAUUUCAUGUAUUUAUUUUGGUAUAGCAAGACCAAUACCAAAAAUAUAUUUAAAUUUUUUUUUAAAUGUUUUUUUUUUUAAUUUUUAAAAAUCUUUUAGGAUUUAUGACAAAUUGAAUGUAACUGUUAAUGAAUUAAGACCAAACAGUUGUUUUUUAACCUUACUGAAGACUCAUUUCAUUUAUCAAGUUGAAUGCUUGGGCUUUUGUUUUAAAUUUUGUAUUUUUUAAUGUAAAUGCAAUUUCAUGUCUAUGUGCUACGGCUUAAAGUAUUAUUUACAUUCUUUGUUUAUGAAACUCGAGUCUUUAAAAAACCCACUGUUGUGGUUAGUGUUACUGAGAUUGUUGCCUAUGAAAACAAUAGAACUAUGAAACUGGUACAACCUGGGUCCAUUGUAAUAAUUGUAUCUGACCAGUUAUCUGGUUUACAUUUUAGAUCCAACAGAAUAUUUUUCUGUGAUACACAUUCAUUGUUUAUGAACUGGCUGUAGAAUAGCACAUACUGCAUUAGUAUGCAUGUAUAUAUUCACAUUUGCUUUAUAGAAAGGUUCGUGAGAUAAUGUAAUUUAAUGAUUAUUUAUUGGUGCACUCUGCCACCUGGAGACAUAUCAGUUUCUUCCUUAAUUCCUGUGAUUGAAUAGCUCUAUAAAAACAAUAUUUAAUUUUUUUAAUUGUGUUAUUACAAUUUGCAAUCAUGCCUCUUAAUUUAUGUUUGUGAAUAGUUUUUUCUACAAGUCUGUUAUUUAUUUUUAACCAACAGAUUAGUAGAGCGCUUUUAUACCAUGCACCAACAUCUUUUUUAUACAAUGGAAAAUUUUAUAAAGAAUAUUUGUAUUACACUACUUCUGUCUCAGAAAUGUAAAUUUCCAGCUACUUAACUUUAAAAGCUUUGUGCUAUUUAUAAACUGAACCUCAAUAAAUAACUAUA
This is a messenger RNA of Physella acuta, 5356 nucleotides long. RefSeq names its product centrosomal protein of 131 kDa. The record is from RefSeq and is a predicted model, not a curated record. Gene Ontology annotation, cellular component: centriolar satellite. NCBI's taxonomy places the organism in Eukaryota, Metazoa, Mollusca, Gastropoda, Physidae. Gene Ontology annotation, biological process: intraciliary transport involved in cilium assembly; cilium assembly; regulation of centrosome duplication.